Lodderomyces oxycetoniae is the source of this 2193-nucleotide messenger RNA. RefSeq names its product glutamate--tRNA ligase (gene GUS1). Gene Ontology annotation, cellular component: methionyl glutamyl tRNA synthetase complex; cytosol; cytoplasm. The transcript has a single exon. Lineage: Eukaryota; Fungi; Ascomycota; Pichiomycetes; Serinales; Debaryomycetaceae. Gene Ontology annotation, molecular function: ATP binding; glutamate-tRNA ligase activity. Gene Ontology annotation, biological process: glutamyl-tRNA aminoacylation; translation. The record is from RefSeq and is a predicted model, not a curated record. The coding region runs from base 1 to 2193 and encodes 730 amino acids.
AUGUCGUUCCAAUUAAGUGUAGCUGGUAAGGCAGCAACUAUUCCUUAUCCUGCUUUAAUAGCAGUGUUUUUCAUCAAUUCAAGCGAUGUUGAUGUAUCAAUUCCUGUUGAAUUUAUUGAUGAUAAAUCUGUUGAUUCCAAAACUGCCAACUUGGCAAUGAAGCUCGUAACACCUGGUGGGGAGACUUUUAUUGACCAAUUAGAUGCUUUAGACUAUUUGGCACAAACUUUCCCAACUAUCUUGUUGGAAAAAGCCAAGUCUCAGCCAUGGGUUAAGCUUGCGUUAACAAAAUUGUACAGUAAGAAUUUUAAAGACUUGACAUUAGACAUGGAGAAGCUCGAUGCUCACUUGAACUUUAGGUCGUAUUUAGUGGGAUUUGAAGUAACAUUGGCCGAUGUUGCUGUAUGGGGUGUCUUGAGGGCUAACCCUCUCAUGGCGUCGAUUUUGAAGAAUGAAGUAUACCCAAACGUUUCGAGAUGGUAUAACUUUUUGGCAGAAAGUGACAAUAGAUUCGACAAGUCGGUUGCAUUAAUGACCAAUUCCUUAAACGAAUUAAGAAAAGCCGCUAAAGCUGCUAAAACAAAUUCAAGCGGUGGUAAAAAGGAAACUCACAAGGCUAGUUUUGAGAUUGAUUUACCGGGCGCCGAGAUUGGUAAAGUUGUUACCAGAUUCCCACCAGAACCUUCUGGGUAUUUGCAUAUUGGACACGCCAAGGCAGCUGUUUUAAAUGAAUAUUUUGCUCAUGCUUUCAAGGGCAAAUUGAUUAUCAGAUUCGAUGAUACCAAUCCAUCAAAAGAAAAAGUUGAGUUUCAGGACUCCAUUAUUGAUGAUUUGGCAUUACUAGGAAUCAAAGGCGAUCAAGUAACUUAUUCAUCCGACUACUUUCAAAAGAUGUACAAGUUGGCUAUUGAAUUGAUCAAAGCUGGCAAGGCGUACUGUGAUGACACUCCAACAGAGAAAAUGAGAGAAGAAAGAAUGGUUGGCGACCCAUCAAGUAGAAGAGAUAGGUCCAUUGAGGAGAACUUGAGAAUAUUUACUGAGGAGAUGAAAAAUGGUACAGAGGAAGGGUUAAAAAACUGUUUGAGGGCCAAAAUUGAUUACAAGGCUUUGAACAAAGCAUUGAGAGAUCCUGUCAUAUACAGAUGUAACUUGACCCCCCACCACAGAACUGGAACUGAAUGGAAAAUGUACCCCAUUUAUGACUUUUGUAUGCCGGUUGUUGAUUCAAUUGAAGGGGUUACCCACGCAUUGAGAACUAAUGAGUACAGAGACCGUAACCCUCAAUAUGAAUGGAUCCAAAAGGCACUAAACUUGAGGCCAGUUGCAAUUUGGGAUUUUGGAAGAGUCAACUUUGUUAGGACUUUAUUAUCCAAGAGAAAGUUGCAAUGGUUUGUUGACAAGAAUUACGUUUCCAACUGGGACGAUCCCAGAUUUCCAACUAUUAGAGGUGUGAGAAGAAGAGGAAUGACUGUUGAAGGAUUGAGAAACUUUAUCAUUUCACAAGGACCAUCAAGGAAUAUCAUCAAUUUGGACUGGUCAGUUAUCUGGGCAUUGAACAAAAAAGUAAUUGACCCUAUUGCUCCAAGAUUCACUGCUAUUGAUGCUGAAAAUGUUGUUCCAGUUAAAUUGUUGAAUGGUCCAGAAAAACCAUACUCGGAGCUUAAACCAAAACACAAGAAAAAUCCUGAAGUUGGGGAGAAAUCCGUCAUCUUUGCCAGCCAAGUUCUUAUUGACCAGGCUGAUGCCGCCAGUUUGACUGAAGGCGAAGAAGUUACGUUUAUGGACUGGGGUAAUGUCAUUAUUAAAAAGGUUGUGAAAGAAAAUGAUAUUGUUAAAUCAAUCGAAGCAAAUUUGCAUUUGGAAGGUGAUUUCCGUAAGACUUCUAAAAAGCUUACUUGGUUGGCCGAUACAAAGGAUAAAAUCGAGAUUGAUUUGGUUGAUUUCGAUCACUUGAUUACUAAGGAUAAAUUAGAUGAAGACGAAAAUUUUGAAGAUUUCCUUACACCACAAACUGAAUUCCAUACAAAGGCAAUUGCCGACUUGAAUGUGGCAAAACUCCAAGCUGGUGAUAUUAUCCAAUUUGAGAGAAAAGGUUACUACAGAGUGGAUGUUCCAUAUAAAGAGGGCCAACCUGCUGUGUUAUUUACAAUCCCUGAUGGAAAAACUGUUUCUAGAUACGGUGCUAAAAAGUAG